Zerene cesonia (dogface butterfly) is the source of this 1780-nucleotide messenger RNA. RefSeq names its product ADP-ribosylation factor-like protein 6-interacting protein 4. Lineage: Eukaryota; Metazoa; Arthropoda; Insecta; Lepidoptera; Pieridae. The coding region runs from base 353 to 850 and encodes 165 amino acids. The record is from RefSeq and is a predicted model, not a curated record. The transcript has 3 exons.
CAUGUGACAGAUCGCUGAAUCUUGUUUUUUGAUUUAGGCUAAUAUUGUUUCCAUUAUCCAUAUUAUCAAUGAUAUUAUAAAUGAAAACGUGUAAAUUAUUAUUUAGAUUGUAGAUACGUUUUUAGUACGUAGUAUAUUUAUUACUCUGUGCUACGCAUCAAACUCAAAUCUCAAAUCUCAAUUGACAAUAUCGCAGUCCACAGGACACUGAGCGAAACUGUAAAUUCUUUAUGAAAUCUCUGAAAAAUAAAUAAGAAAUAAGAAUAAUUACCUUAAUUAAUAAAAACAACAAAAUAUAGCAAGCAUUAAUUAAAUAACUGCUCUUAACUUUAAAUCAAUAUAAUAAAAAGCGAUGGGAAAAGAAAAAUCGAAAUCAAAGAAAAAACGAAGAUCUUCAUCAGACGAUAGUUCUAGCUGCUCUGAUUCAAGCCAAGAAAAGAAGAAGCUACGUAAAUUAAAAAAGAAAUUAAAAAAAGAAAAGAAGAAAACCGAGAGGGCUCUUAAGAAAAAGUUAAAAGAGGAAAUAAAGAAAUUAAAAAAGACACGAAGCUCAAGCGGCAGUCUCGAUGAUGUUGUAAAAGAUGAUUCUACUACCGAUAUACCGAUAGAACUUAUGGAGAAAUCAAAAGCUAUGGCACCAAUGACCAAAGAGGAAUGGGAAAAGAGGCAAAGUGUUGUAAGGAGAGUUCUAGAUGAGGAGACUGGGAGAUACAGAUUAAUAAAAGGAGAUGGGGAGGUGCUUGAAGAGAUUGUAUCACGAGAUAGACAUAAACAAAUCAACAGAGAAGCCACCAUAGCUGAUGGAAAUUUUUUCCAGUCCCAAACUGUUGAAAAACAUCGAUUUAAAUAAUGUUUUGCAGCAAAUUGGUAAUACAUUGGUUUUAUUAUUAAUUUUUGUCUGUCUUGGUGGGUAUCCUAUAGGAAGUCGGUUCUUUUAUGGCAAGUAGAGAAGUCUAAAAGGCUUUUAUUAAACUUUUGGGUGAGUUGUUGUUAAGGCUCAUUAUUAUGCCUUUGAAAACAUGAUUUAUGUGUAGGAAAUUUUUAAAGAAUAGAAAUUUGAAAUACUGUAACACAAAUCAUAGGUUGGGGAUUAUUAUUAAUAGUAAAAUUAAUUAUUUUAAUAGAAACUAAGAGUUUAAUAUGAAAAGCAUAACAUGUUAUAUUAAUUGAAUAAACUAAUCAAAAUUAGGAUUUUCUAUUAAACAAUGACAAAAUGGUUGUCCAAGAACAGUCCAAUGUUGCCUUAUAGUAUGUUUUAAGUUUUUUUUUUUGUUGUUACCUGAUAACUCGUGAGUUUUCAACUGAUGGGCAUUUUUUGAGUUUGAUAGGAAACUGUUUUUAUUUGGUCCCAUUUUAAAAUCAGGUUGUGUGGGUUGGAUGGACCCCGUGGGAUUGAUACCUGUUUUUUUUAUUGUUAUCCAACUAUUUAAAUCUUUUAAUUGUGCAGAUAUGGCAAUUCAUUAAGUCAGAAUAUUCUAAGUUCAAAUUUAAAAAGUCCAUUGUUCUCCUUUUCCAAACUUUGUGUGCAGUUAUUUUAAUUUCAUGUGUCUAGAAAUAUUUCAUUUUGUAGUUUUAUCCACAAGCUGAGCUGUAAUAUUGUCUGGUAUGAUAUUUACAGUCAGGUCCCAAUGUGUUUUAAUUUAAUUUUGAUCCAGUACUAUUAAGUGUAGCAUUAAAAAAUAAAUUGUUGAUCGUAGUGUUAGGUGCGUCACUGCUUUUCUGUAAACAUUGAAGCACAAAGAAUUGUUUAUUCUUGAAUAAAUAAAAGAUUCUUUCAUUA